AUGAGUGCCCCAAUUUACGGUCUAGAUAAGGAACUUGCUGACAAGGCGGCAUCCAAGUAUGACCCCAAGCGAGAGAUAGAGGCCAAGGAAUGGAUUGAAGCAGUCGUUGGAGAGAAAUUUCCGUCCAGUAAUUUUCAAGACAGCCUCAAGGAUGGAGUGCUUCUUGUCAAGCUUGCCAACAAAACCGUCAGUGGAUUUAAUGGAAAGGCGACUACUUCCAAGAUGCCGUUCAAGCAGGCAACUGUGGCCAUUCAAUUCCAGAUGGAAAACAUUGGCACAUUUCUGCAAGCUCUUGAUAAACUAGGUGUCCCUAAAAUGGAGCAGUUCCAAACAGUUGAUUUGUUUGAAGGCAAAAAUAUGGGUCAGGUUGUGGAUUCGAUUUUUUCUCUUUCUCGGCAUGCUGUCAAACAUGGAUUCGAUGGUCCAUUGUUGGGCCCCAAGCUUGCAGACAAGCAUGAGGUUCAAUUUACGCAGGAGCAAAUGAAUCAGGGAAAGAACAUCAUUGGCCUGCAGAUGGGUUUUGCUCGUGAUCCUAAUAUCCCAUCGGUAGCCUUUGGCGUACGCCGUGAGAUUGGAGCGCAAGAUCCAGGCAAAAAGGCUCACUAG
Molecule: messenger RNA, 606 nt
Organism: Batrachochytrium dendrobatidis JAM81
Lineage: Eukaryota; Fungi; Chytridiomycota; Chytridiomycetes; Rhizophydiales
Exons: 4
Coding region: 1-606 (201 amino acids)
Biological process (GO): actin filament organization
Cellular component (GO): actin cytoskeleton
Molecular function (GO): actin filament binding
Source: RefSeq, a predicted model, not a curated record